CGAGAUAUGCAACAAGUACAUUUUUUGUGCCAUAAUAUUAAAAAGCUUAGUAAUUAAAAAGCAGACUGUUGCCUCAGUCAGACUGGCUGUGAAGUGAUUACUAAUUACAAAAAAAAAUAAGAAAGCGAAAUGUGCUCGUGUCUAGCGAAAAAUAUUUUGGUCGGAGUUAAUUUAAUAUUAACGGUCGCAAGCAUUGCUAUAUUAGCCUUGGGUGUAUCAAUAGUGACCGGAUACAAAUACUUUCAGGAAGAGAUAUUUAAUAUAGAACUCGACAUAGGUUUUUUGCCAACUUUUCUCAUAACUUUAGGUGUAAUCGCGUUUAUCAUAUCCUUCUCUGGAUGUUGUGGAGCAAUCCUCGAGUCAAUAUGCAUGCUAAAAACGUACGCCGUUUUUAUGGGUAUAUUAGCUGUUUUAAAAGUAGCUUUCACUAUAUUCCUGUUUAUGAAAAAUUCUGAAUUGUCUGACGGUGUGCAAAGGGUUAUAGAUGAAAGCUUUUCAUCAGAUCCCGGCCAAAAUUUACCAUUUCAUGGACUUGAGUCUACUUUCAAAUGUUGCGGCACUACAGGUCCAGAUUCUUACAUCAACGACUACAACUUGACAUCGCCAACGUGUUGCGAAAAGUUUAAUGAAGACCCAACAACUACUGAUGAUGCGAAUAGGAUUUGUACAAAAGACGAAGCCUAUCCACAAGGGUGUUCUCAAUUAAUAAGAAAUUUAUUUUAUGACACACUUAAAAUAGUUGGUUUUAUCCUGAUAGGGUUUAUAGUUUAUGAGAUCCUGACAUUGACAUUUGCUUUGUAUGUCGCCGCAACGAUACAAAUGAAAAUAGUCGGCACAGAAUAUUACUAAGUAUAAUUCAAUGAGUUUGCGAGUAUGCGAGGUUGAUUAGGUUAUGGAUAAUUUAACAUGUUUCAUACGAAAUAAUAUGUUCAAAUGUGAGCCAGUUAAAACCGGACGGCACCUAAUGAAACAAGCUCUUAAUCUCUGAUAUAUCAUAUACAUUACAAAUA
This is a messenger RNA of Spodoptera exigua (beet armyworm), 1010 nucleotides long. Lineage: Eukaryota; Metazoa; Arthropoda; Insecta; Lepidoptera; Noctuidae. The record is from the annotation of a GenBank genome assembly.